AUGGAUACCAAAGACCCCAAGGACACAGUCCAACAUAAUGAAUCCAUUGUCGAAGGCAAUACAACAGAGUCACGCCUGCCGCUUGAAGAGCUUGAUUCCAUUGAGCAGACGGAGACCGGCAAGUUCUCGUGGCUGGUGUCCAUAACAGCAGCCAUUGGCGGCAUGCUCUUCGGCUACGACACCGGCAUCAUUUCUGCUGUAUUGGUGUACAUACAUCAGGACCUGGGACAUACCCUCAGCUCGUCCGAAAGAGAGCUCAUCACAUCCAUCACUUCCGGUGGGGCCUUCAUCGGUGCUAUCUUUGCUGGCGCUACCGCGGAUCGCUUCGGACGAAAAAUCGCCAUCUAUGUGGGAUGCUUCCUGUUCACGGCUGGGGCCAUACUUCAGGCCGCCUCAUUUUCCAUAGCAGUCAUGACGGUUGGCCGUCUUGUCGUCGGCUUUGGUGUUGGGUCUGCUGCCAUGAUUAUUCCCAUGUACAUUGCUGAGCUAUCUCCUGCGAAAUACCGUGGACGCAUGAUUGGGUUGGAUAACAUGUGCAUCACCGGCGGACAACUAGUCAGCUACGGCGUUGGUGCUGGCUUUGCGCACGUCCAAGGCGGGUGGCGGUACAUGGUGGGGGGAGGGGCCAUUCCAGCCAUCAUCCUUGCGUGCCUCCUGCCUUUCUGCCCAGAGUCGCCCAGACAGCUCAUAUUUCACGGCAAGAAUCAGGAAGCCGAGCAAGUCAUCCGUAAGAUUUUCCCAAAUGGCACAGAGGAACAGGUUCAGAUGAAGGUCCGGCACAUCACCUACCAUGUGGAGGAAGCGAAGAACAUGAAUGCGGGCAAGUCACAGUUCUGGGUUCUCAAGCAGCUCUACGUCGUGCCAGCGAACCUUCGCGCCUUGAUCUCGGCCUGCGGUGUGAUGGCCAUCUCUCAGCUGAGCGGUUUCAACUCGCUCAUGUACUACUCCCCCCUUAUCUUUUCGCUCGUCGGCUUCGACAACCCGGUGGCCGUCGGAACCAUCAUCGCCGGAACAAACUUUAUCUUCACCUUUGUCAACCUUUUGCUCGUUGACAGGGUUGGCCGAAGAAGGAUUCUUCUCUGCACGGUGCAGUUCAUGGGCUUGUUCUUGGUCGUUGCUGCCGUUGCAUUUAAAUGGAUCCCGAUCAAUCAUGAUCUGUCCCUAGGGGCCAACGCCACGGUUGGACCGCCAGCGAUCAUCGUGCUCGUGAGCAUGGUCUUCUUUGUCGGGUUUUAUUCAUCGGGUAUCGGUAACACGGCCUGGCUCAGCAGCGAAUUCUUCCCAAUGGAGGUGCGAGCAAUGGGCACCAUGAUGCUCACCAUGACCUGCUGGGGCUCCAAUGUCAUUGUCGCGUCCACUUUCCUGACGCAAAUGGAGAACACGACACCCUCAGGUGCUUUCGGUUUUUAUGCAGCCAUAUGCGUGCUCGGAUGGGUCGCCAUCUACUUCUGUUACCCCGAGGUCAAGAACAUGACGUUGGAGGACAUCCGCGAAGUCUUCAACCACGGAUUCGGGGUCAAGCGUGCGAGACAGUUACAGAAGCAAAUGAAGUCUGACCGGAAGAUGGGAUUGACCUCUAUUGAGGACGUCAAGUUGUAG
Messenger RNA from Colletotrichum truncatum, 1599 nucleotides. Its product is annotated as myo-inositol transporter. Gene Ontology annotation, cellular component: membrane. NCBI's taxonomy places the organism in Eukaryota, Fungi, Ascomycota, Sordariomycetes, Glomerellales, Glomerellaceae. The record is from RefSeq and is a predicted model, not a curated record. Gene Ontology annotation, molecular function: myo-inositol:proton symporter activity. Gene Ontology annotation, biological process: myo-inositol import across plasma membrane.